Prunus armeniaca (apricot) is the source of this 1299-nucleotide messenger RNA. Lineage: Eukaryota; Viridiplantae; Streptophyta; Magnoliopsida; Rosales; Rosaceae. The record is from the annotation of a GenBank genome assembly.
AUGUUGGGAGUUAAUAACCAUGGUCAAACAAUUGUCCUAGCAUGCGCAUUUUUGAGCAAGGAAACGACUGAGUCGUUUAUUUGGAUGUUUGAGGAGUUUAAGAAAGCCAUGCCAGGUGGCGAACCUAAAACGAUCAUCACAAAUCAAGAUGCGGCAAUGAGCAGAGCGAUUUCAAUAGCCUUCCCGACUACAUUUCAUCGACUUUGCAUAUGGCACAUCACAUCAAAGUUCUCUGUUAAGUUACCACAUUCUGCUUAUAAGGAGUAUUGGGGUGAAUUCCAGAAAGCCAUAUGGGAUACUGACAAUAAGGAUGAGUUUGAUGCAAAAUGGAAUAUUGUGGUUACAAAGGCUGGUUUGACUGACCAUCCAUGGCUAAGUUCAAUGUUUGAUUUAAGGGAAUCUUGGGUUCCAGCCUACGCACGACACUUUUUUGCCGCUGGAAUGUCAAGCAGCCAAAGAGCGGAAUGUUCUCAUGGUUUCUUCAAGCAAUACAUAUCAAGGAGAAAUUCGUUGAUGGAUUUCAUAAUAAGAUUUGAGAGGGCACUUUCUCAUCAACGUCAAAAAGAGUUAGUUGCUGAUCACGUAGAUGCAUUUGAAGUGGCUCAAUGUAUUCUACCGAUGCCCAUGAACAAACAAAUGGCUACCUUGUACACAAGGACAAUGUUUCAAAAGUUUGAGCAAGAACUAAUACAAAGUACAGCAUGUUUCCUAGAGCUGAAAACAGAGGAUGCUUCUAAAGUUGUCUUUAAUGUGAGCGAAAGGAAAAAUUGGGAAACAAGAGUGGCAGAAGUCAGGUGGAAGAAAAUUGCGAAAUUUGGAUUGGUGUCAGAUGCAAAUGGCAACGAAAUUAAAGACUCUGCAAAUCCUGGUCUUUUAAUAAAGCGGAGUACAAUGUCCCGACUUGCUUCAGAUGUGGUUGAGGAUGCAUUAAUGUGUGAAGAAGGAUGUGAGCUACUGUCAGAGACUCUAAAAAGUUUGCAGGUGAAGUUGAAGUUGUUGAAGGAUGGACCAAGUAAUAACGAAGUUGGAGGGUCCAGCUCUCAAACACAAUAUAUGAAAGACCCUAAGAGAGUAAGGUGCAAUGGAGGGUCGAAACGAGUAACGGGAGCAAAGGAAAAGGCAAUGAAGCGAGGGAUUAGACACUGUCGGGAGUGUGGACACAUUGGUCAUGAUAGAAGACAAUGCCCAAGAAAUUUGAACACACCGACAUCACCAUCGAACAAUGACGAAUCAACUCCAAUAGAUCUUAAUGACCCAUUAUUCGACGAAUUUUACAGGAUGCACGGACCAACUCAAUGA